Beta vulgaris subsp. vulgaris (sugar beet) is the source of this 792-nucleotide messenger RNA. RefSeq lists its product as uncharacterized. The transcript has a single exon. The record is from RefSeq and is a predicted model, not a curated record. The coding region runs from base 1 to 792 and encodes 263 amino acids. NCBI's taxonomy places the organism in Eukaryota, Viridiplantae, Streptophyta, Magnoliopsida, Caryophyllales, Amaranthaceae.
AUGGGGGAUUUUAACUCGAUGCUUGAAUGUGAUGAUAGACUUAAUGGUAAUCCAAUGACUAAUGCUGAAACUGAAGAUUUCAGAAAUAUGCUGGAUACUACUGAUUUGAUGGUGGUGAAAGGUAUAGGGGGUACCUAUACUUGGUCUAAUAAGAGAGAAGGGGUGGAUAGAAUUUUCAGUCGGAUUGAUAGAUGCCUCUGUAAUGCAACUUGGUUUGCCCAGCACACUCAUACAGUAGUGGAGAUUAAGAACCAAUCAGUGUCUGAUCAUCAUCCCCUACUGAUUCAUUUGAACCAGCAACAUCAUCAGGGUGGUAGACCAUUCAGGUUCUUUAACCAUCUUAUUGAUCAUCCUCACUUUCAUGCAAUAGUUUUAGAGGACUGGAGACAAAAGGGAGCUGCUAGCAGUCUAGAUGAUAUAUGGCUGAAGUUGAAAGAUGUUAGCAAAGCUCUCAAAAAGUUACAAAUAACUCACUAUGCUAAUGUGAGUGAGAAGAUUGGAGAGUGUAGAGAUCAACUGGACAGAAUCCAAACACAAAUCAGUAGUGAUCAUUUCAAUGCAGAGUUGCAUAGACAGGAGCAACAUUGUAUUGUUUCUCUUAAAAAAUGGCUUCAUGUUGAAGAGAGCAUAUACAAGCAGAAGUCUCGGAUUCAGUGGCUCCAAGAAGGUGACUCUAAUAGCAAAGUUUUCUUUGCUGCUAUGAAGGAAAGACAAGCAAGGAAUUCCAUUGAUGUCUUAUACACAAGCACGGGGAGAAGCUUGAUAAAGUUGCUGAUAUUCAAAAGGAAUUGA